UUAUGCCUUAAAUGAUAAAUCUAUGACCACACUAUAGAGAGUAGAGAGAGACAAGGCUCACUCCGAAGCUUGGAAGUUAAAAGACAGAGACAGAGGCAACCUUGUUUCAGUUGGUUGGUAUCAUACCAUGGGACAAGUCUUUGACAAGUUAGAGGGUAAGGAGUGGAGGCAAAGGCAAAUAAGGAAGAUAACAGAUCGAGUUUUUGACAAAGUAAAGAAUCAAAUAGAAACUGAUAACUUGAGUUUUGAAGAUCUCUAUAUUGCUGUUUUACUUGUGUACAAUGAUAUCAACAAGUAUAUACCUGGUCCCCAUUUUGACCCUCCAUCAAAAGACAAAGUCAGAGAAGUCAAACAGAGCUGUGAUAUCAACCUCGAUGGUGAUAUUGACCGUGAUGAAUUUUAUGAUUUCAUCCUGAUAAUGACAGCUGAUACAUUCACUAUUGUUAGCCAAAAACUUAUUCUCACAUUGGUUGUAGCACCAACAGUUGCAGUGGCAACAAAGAAAGCUACUGAAGGUGUUCCAGGUGUUGGGAGACUGGUGCAAAAGAUACCGAAUUCAGUUUAUGCUUCCCUCGUGACAAUUGCAGCUGUGUGGUUCCAAAAAAAGGCUCAGAGUUCUCCACUGUAGCCAUUGCUCAUCAUGUGUUUCACACAGAAAGAUAGAAUUCUCUUGAUUGUACACAUAGGAUUGAAACUGUUUCCAUAUUAGUUGAUAAAAAAACAAUUGUUGUGUUUUACAUUUUGGACAAAAGACCAACUCUUGAUUUUUCUGUCCAGUUAUGCUAUGCAUGUAAAUAAACUGUCUUCAAUAAAAAUUGUAUACAAUUUAUUAUAUGAAAUUAUUUCCUUUCCAUUA
Glycine soja is the source of this 856-nucleotide messenger RNA. RefSeq lists its product as uncharacterized. Gene Ontology annotation, molecular function: calcium ion binding. NCBI's taxonomy places the organism in Eukaryota, Viridiplantae, Streptophyta, Magnoliopsida, Fabales, Fabaceae. Bases 128 to 628 code for a protein of 166 amino acids. The transcript is spliced from 4 exons. The record is from RefSeq and is a predicted model, not a curated record.